AUGAUACCGCAAGAUUCGCUUGGCCAGCUUGUCUGCGGAGGCUUUCAAGGCACCACUGUUACCUCCCAGGCAUAUCAACUCAUCGUCAAGUACAAAAUUUCAACAAUGAUACUUCUGAGGAAGAAUGCCCAGCUGGUGGAGCAAAUGUCCAAGCUCAUCAGAGACUUGCAAUACAUCGCCUACAAGCACGCAGGAUAUAAGUACCCUUUGCUUUUUGCUGUGGAUAUGGAGGGUGGUAUGCUCAAUUCGUUGUUCGAUUCGCAAAACUUAACCCAAUUUCCGGGCGCCAUGGCUCUAGCUGCCACUGGAGACCCCCAGUUGGCUUAUGAGGUUUCAAAAGCUUUGGCCGAAGAGCUCCGGUUUAUUGGCUUUUCCAUCAUACUCGGUCCGGUUCUUGAUGUAAUCACAAAGCUUUCUCAUCAGCUCGUACUGGUCCGAUCAUUUGGUACGACGAUUGAUGAGGUAACCAAAUAUGGCAAGGCUUGUGCCAAGGGGCUCAAAGAUGGUGGCCUUAUCACUGUUGGCAAACACUUUCCAGGUAUUGGUAAUGCCUCUGUGGACUCUUUAUUGGAAGUACCCAUGAUGGCAGACUCGCUUGAACAAAUAAGACGCUUCAACUCUGUGCCAUUUGCAGAACUUAUACAUGAGGGCUUAAUAGACGGAAUCUCCGCUGCUGGCUGUGGAGUUCCUACCAUUUCUCCAGACGAAACACACGCUUGUCUUCUGCCUGUUCUCAUAAACCAAUUAUUAAGACAAGAAAUCGGCUUUGAGGGCUUCGUGAUAAGUGAAUGCUUGGAAAUGGACGCCUUGUACCAUUCAAUUGGUUUGGGACAGGGAGUGAUGUUGGCCAUCUGUGCUGGCUGUGACUUGGUUAUGGUGUGCCAUGACUUUGAACUACAAAUUGAGGCAAUCGAAUCCAUCUCAAUCGCUCUUAACAACGGAACAUUGGAGGAACAUAUGCUUACGCCAUCUUUGGGGCGGAUUGAAAACAUACAAAAAAGACUCCCGCAAUGGAGCAAGAUCUUCCCUGACGAUAAUCCAAUUGACACUAACCUAUACAGACUUGCGCACCCAGGUGCCUGGAAACAACACAAGGCAUUGUCUGAGUAUGCUUACAGACGUUCGAUCACACUUAUAAGGGACUACGAGGGCGUCCUACCGUUGACGCAGUAUCUCGGCGACAAGGGGGAGAAAAACAAUAUCUUGAUCCUUACACCCUUGUUAAACCCAAUAUAUCCGCAGCUGGAGGAGCCCUCCAGAAAAAACUUGUAUCCUGGUGAAGCUGUGUUUCUGAAGUUUGGCGAGUAUCUCUCAGAAUUCUCAAAUUCAGAAAACUUUAAUGUGCUUCAUACGACAUAUACAGCAAAUGGGCUCACUGCGCUACACGAGUCACUCAUUGAACAUUCCAAGGCCGUAAUUGUUUUCACUUCAGAGGCCUCAAGGAACAUGUAUCAGAUUGGCAUAGUGAAAUAUGUAUCGAUACUAUGUGGUGCAUCACCACUGUCGCUUUCGCAACAAUCAGGCCAAUCACACCUUUCAAAGCCCUUGAUUAUCGUGGCAACCCUGUCACCAUAUGACUUUUUCUACAACAAAAGUAUAGGCUCGGCUUACCUCUGCUGUUACGACUACACGGAGAUUGUCUUGAAGGAGCUUGUGGGUGUGCUCAUGGGUAUUUACACGGCACAAGGUUGCAUCCCGGGGGAAAAGAAAUUUAUUGUCGAUAAGAAUAAGAAGAGACGAUUGAUACUGAGCCCAGGAAAACUGCCAGAAAGGCCGCGUCGAUACUUACCACCAAAGAGAAAAUGGCUUGUGGAUGACUUUGACUGUCAUAGAGAUUGGCGUGGUCUACUAAAACUAUUCAAAGCCAACCAGCCAAACUUCAGUGAGUCGACCUUCAGAUUGCUUGUAUCCUUUCUUCAUUCAACAUCUGCCACCCAGCGUCAUUUCGUCAUAAGAAACUCCAGUUUGAACAUUCUUUACGGUGUCGUGAUUACGUGGGUACAAGACCUAGGGUCCAAAGAAUACCGAGACGAAGAGAAAACGGGAAGCAUAGUGUACUUGUUGGUCGACAAGAGUAAGCGUUUGCAACUGAUAGGUAAGAAUCUCCAUUUGCGUGCUAUGCGUUACUUACUAAAGGAGCAAGGUUGCCUGUUAGUCAAUUUGGGCUGCCUGUUUCCGAUGCCUGUUUUCUUUGACGAAGGAUUUGAAGAAAGAAAUCUGUCUUUCCUUAACAACGUUGGCUGGGACAUCAACGAACAAUCAAAGCUGUGGCCCGCUCAUGUCAUGGUGCUCAACGAGUUAUCCUCGUGGUCAGUACCUCAAAAGAUCUUCCGGGAGUUGAUGAUAGUGGGUGUACGAUUCGACAUCUGUCUGCAGAUGGAGAAACUUCAAGAAUUGGUUCUGCGAGCGACAGAAAGCGAUACUCAAGAGAAAGGUCUGCCCGCAUCUACAUCAACUGCCAACUCGCCAGAUGCGAAUCCCACAGUGACAGAUGUCAGGACACACAAUCGGUGGUUGAGAGAACUCUAUCAUGAGGCAAUGCAUUGCAAUGACACCAACUCUGCGUUUGAAGCCAAGAUCAUCAUUGCCCUCGAACCAAGCAACCAGAAUGUUAUUGGAGGUAUCGUUCUUUUUACGAACAGAAGUAAUCUUGCAAAAUACUAUCCUUUCAUCGAGGAGGCGUGUCUUGGUACUGGAAGUUACAAAAAAGAGGCUUUAGUGGGAGGUAUUGUCGGCCCGGUAAUUGAUCCGAGCUACUCUAACCUCACGGAAAUCUUCAAAUUUGGUCUUAUUUGUUCCGCGGUGACGUAUUUGAAAUCGAAUUACUGCGACGCCAAUUCUGUUACAAGUAUGAACUCAUGCAUGAUGGUCGAAGUCAUGGAGGGUAAAGCUUUCACGGGAAUCAAGGCUAUAGGCUUUGAGCCGUGGAAACAGUACCACCAAUACUAUGAUAGACAACGGGAAGAUGAGGUUAUUCUAGGCGAUUCAAAUUAA
Messenger RNA from Candidozyma duobushaemuli, 2994 nucleotides. It is a transcript of the gene NGS1, whose product is annotated as Ngs1p. Gene Ontology annotation, molecular function: hydrolase activity, hydrolyzing O-glycosyl compounds. The record is from RefSeq and is a predicted model, not a curated record. The transcript has a single exon. NCBI's taxonomy places the organism in Eukaryota, Fungi, Ascomycota, Pichiomycetes, Serinales, Metschnikowiaceae. Gene Ontology annotation, biological process: carbohydrate metabolic process; peptidoglycan turnover. Bases 1 to 2994 code for a protein of 997 amino acids.